CCAGCGUUCUGUGAGCGCCGGUCUUGCCUGCCCCAGCUAGACUGUGGGCGCCCCCACUUCCUCGGCUUUCGGCCGACGUUUAUGUGCUAUGUUCCCAGCCCGGUGCUGGCUUCCGUGGGAGACACAGAUGACAAACCUGAAGACCUUGAAGAGGCAAAUCCAUUCUCUUUUAAAGAGUUUUUGAAAACCAAGAACCUCAGCCUGUCAAAAGAUGACACGAGCAACACUAGAAUUUACCCGAAGGAAGUCGCGAGGCGCUCCCUGGGGUUGGACCCUGGCUCCCCACCCACCCAAUCUGUGGGCUUCGGCGUAGACUGUCAGCAGCCAUUCUUUGAAGACCUGACUGGGGCCAGUGGCCUCCUGGAUGAGGAUGAGGACGAGGAAGACGGGUGGAAUGGUGCCUAUCUGCCGUCCGCUGUGGAGCAGACCCGCUCAUCCCGGGCCGCCACCAGCACAUCUCCCUGUGGCACCUACCUGUCCUUUUUCUCCACCCCAUUGGAGCUGGCAGGGCCUGAGUCUCUGCCCCCAUGGACAAUGAGUGACACGGACUCUCGCAUGUCCCCAGCAUCCCCGUCUAGGAGUCCGGGCAUGGACUUCACAGCUCACAGGGAGUCCCUGGGAGACAGACAGCUGCGGACGCUGCAGAUGAGUUAUGAAGCACUGAAAGAUGAAAAUUCUAAGCUAAGAAGAAAGCUGAAUGAGAUUCAGAGCUUCUCUGAAACUCAGACAGAAAUGGUGAGGACGCUUGAGCGGAAGUUAGAAGCGAAGAUGAUCAGGGAGGAGAGUGACUACCACGACCUGGAAUCGGUGGUGCAGCAGAAACGGGCUGUGAAGGCAGAAAAUCAGGUCACGAAGCUGAGACAGGAAGUGAAGUUGCUCCAGGCACAGGUCUCCGACUUCAAGCAGGAGAACGAGGCCCUGCGGUCGGGCCAGGGCGCCAGCCUGACAGUGGUGAAGCAGAACACCGACGUGGCCCUGCAGAACCUCCGCAUGGUCAUGAGCAGCGCACACGCAUCCAUAAAGCAGCUGGUUUCCGGAGCCGAGACAUUGAAUCUCGUUGCCGAAAUCCUUAAAUCUAUAGACAGAAUUUCUGAGAUUAAAGACGAAGAGAACUCUUGAGAGACACUGGUGCUUCCCGCCUCCAGCUGCAUGUGCCUGGAUCACCGCCACCCACCUGAGCAUGCAGCUGCGCCCCAACUACACGUUCUCCAUCAGAGUCCAGUGUGACACGGGACCCCAAGCCCACAACCUGCAGUACUAUCGGCCGCCGCUGCAAGAGCAGCCCCUGAGUGUUGUACCAGUGCUUUAUAAGUGGUCCUUGGUGAAAUUCUGCUUUAUAGAUUCAAUAGCCUGCUGGGAGGAGUCAUUAUACAAUCUAGUAGUUUUUGAAAGGAAUACUAGACAGCCACUGUGCAGUAAGAAUUUCCAACAUCUCAGAACACUCAGCCCUGGAGGGUGCCCUCUGUGGUCCACCUUGGCGCUGUGAGCCCAGAACGCCGAGUGGCGCGGCCGGCCGGCGGCUAACACCUCACACCUCACAUCGCAGCCUCUGCUCAGUGGUCCAAGUGCAGGGGCACCGCUUGGUGGACGUGGCCACCCUCCCACUCAGGUGCGGGGCUGAGGCCGCACAUUCCAUGUUAGGGAGCCAUCUGCACUCAGCUUGGAGGGUUCGGCCCACUUUUCAAGUGACAUUUUGUACAGUGAUGUGUGGGAUUCAGGAAUGUAGUGUUCAGAGCUUCCCAACACCACGGGGCUCUUUCUCUUUCCUGCCUGCGGAGGCACGGCAGGGACCCUAUGCUUUGUUGGCUACUUUCCCGUACAUGGUUUUGUUUUAAUACAUUUAAUUCUUAUUUAAACAAAUUU
Fukomys damarensis (Damara mole-rat) is the source of this 1863-nucleotide messenger RNA. RefSeq names its product endosome associated trafficking regulator 1 (gene Entr1). Gene Ontology annotation, cellular component: midbody; centrosome; recycling endosome. NCBI's taxonomy places the organism in Eukaryota, Metazoa, Chordata, Mammalia, Rodentia, Bathyergidae. Gene Ontology annotation, biological process: regulation of cytokinesis; positive regulation of protein localization to cilium; positive regulation of cilium assembly. The coding region runs from base 82 to 1119 and encodes 345 amino acids. The record is from RefSeq and is a predicted model, not a curated record. The transcript is spliced from 8 exons.